This is a messenger RNA of Protopolystoma xenopodis, 309 nucleotides long. The record is from the annotation of a GenBank genome assembly. Lineage: Eukaryota; Metazoa; Platyhelminthes; Monogenea; Polystomatidea; Polystomatidae.
AUGCCAUUGGCUUCCCAAACUUUAUUCUGUCCAGCAAUUCUUGUUGCCAUGAGUAUAGAAGCCGUAUUCCGUGCGUAUAUGCUUCUGACCUUGGCUUCAUUGCUCUGGCCAACUGGAGCUAAGGACUUUCAAUACACUCAUCUCUCCUCAGGCCUAGCUCUCUCUGAUUUUAUUUCUUUAUGCCUUUGUGUCAUCUGUCCUGCCUUGAUUCGCACAGUCUGUCGCGUAGGCACUAUUGUCGCCUUAGCAAUUGAACCAAACAGCCUGACCUUAGGCCGAUUAACACUGGGGGAUCCAUUUGUGUCUUAA